Molecule: messenger RNA, 1314 nt
Organism: Penicillium antarcticum
Lineage: Eukaryota; Fungi; Ascomycota; Eurotiomycetes; Eurotiales; Aspergillaceae
Gene: ssn3
Product: cyclin-dependent serine/threonine protein kinase SSN3
Exons: 3
Coding region: 1-1314 (437 amino acids)
Biological process (GO): protein phosphorylation
Cellular component (GO): mediator complex; nucleus
Molecular function (GO): cyclin-dependent protein serine/threonine kinase activity; ATP binding; RNA polymerase II CTD heptapeptide repeat kinase activity
Source: RefSeq, a predicted model, not a curated record
AUGAGUCUGACAAACCCGCCCUCCUCCGGCUCUCUCUCUGCCCGAACCAGGGUCAGCCAGAACUUGAAACGCAGUCUGCAGGCCACUGAUGAUGCGAUUGAAUCCCGCAGACCUGGUGGAUAUACCAGCAAGGUCCGGGUUCGAGAUCGAUAUCACAUCGUAGGCUUCAUCAGCAGUGGAACUUACGGUCGAGUCUACAAGGCUCUUGGCAAAAAUGGCAAGAAAGGAGAGUUUGCCAUCAAAAAGUUCAAGCCUGACAAGGAAGGUGAGACAAUCCAGUACACGGGUCUGUCACAGUCUGCCAUUCGUGAGAUGUCACUAUGCACGGAGCUUUCGCAUGCAAAUGUCGUCCAGCUAGAAGAAAUCAUCCUCGAAGACAAAUGCAUCUUCAUGGUCUUCGAAUACACAGAGCAUGAUUUACUCCAGAUCAUCCAUCAUCACACUCAGCCUCAAAGACAUGCCAUUCCGGCACCUAUGGUCCGGUCCAUCUUGUUCCAACUGCUGAACGGGCUACUCUAUCUACACACCAACUGGGUUCUGCAUCGCGAUUUGAAACCAGCAAACAUCCUUGUCACAUCAAGCGGAGCUAUCCGAAUCGGCGAUCUAGGACUGGCUCGUCUGUUCUACAAGCCACUUAACUCACUCUUCUCCGGUGACAAAGUUGUCGUCACAAUAUGGUAUCGGGCACCAGAGCUCUUGUUAGGAAGCCGCCACUAUACUCCUGCUGUGGACAUGUGGGCAGUGGGUUGUAUCUUCGCUGAACUCCUCUCCCUACGACCAAUCUUCAAGGGCGAAGAAGCAAAAAUGGACAGCAAAAAGACAGUCCCUUUCCAGCGCAAUCAAAUGAUGAAGAUUGUCGAAAUCCUGGGCCUUCCCCGCAAAGAAUCUUGGCCAGGUCUGGUUUCCAUGCCUGAGUAUUCCCAGCUCCAGUCUCUAGUGCUCCACCGUCAACCUUCACAUUUCCACCGUGGCUCAAAUCUUGAAGGCUGGUACCAAAGCUGCCUAAAGAAUGGCGGGUACAAUGCUACCUCGAGUGCUGGCACACCGGGCUCCGAUGGAUUUGACCUCUUGUCACGGAUGCUUGAAUAUGACCCGGCAAAGCGAAUUACAGCCGAAGAGGCUCUCGAGCACCCCUACUUUGCCAAUGGACCCCCGAUCAGCGGUGACUGCUUUGCGGGUAUCGAGAGUAAAUACCCCCAUCGUCGAGUUACCCAAGAUGAUAAUGAUAUCCGCACUGGUAGUCUUCCUGGUACCAAGCGCAGCGGAUUACCGGAUGAUUCCUUGAUGAGAGCUUCAAAGCGCCUUAAGGAAUAG